Molecule: messenger RNA, 756 nt
Organism: Mauremys mutica (yellowpond turtle)
Lineage: Eukaryota; Metazoa; Chordata; Testudines; Geoemydidae
Product: 60S ribosomal protein L18
Exons: 7
Coding region: 141-707 (188 amino acids)
Biological process (GO): translation
Cellular component (GO): cytosolic large ribosomal subunit; ribosome
Molecular function (GO): structural constituent of ribosome; RNA binding
Source: RefSeq, a predicted model, not a curated record
GGCCGGAGCGUCCCACGUCUGGCGCCAGCGGGGCCCUGCCUGCCGCUGCGCUGCCAUAGAGCGGAGCGCCCGCUCCCAUCAGCCCCCGCGCGGCCCCGCCUCCUUCCUUCCCAGGCCGAGGUGCCGCCACCGCCGCCGCCAUGGGUGUCGAUAUCCGACACAACAAGGACCGCAAAGUUCGCCGCACAGAGCCCAAGAGCCAGGACAUUUACCUGCGCCUGCUGGUCAAGCUGUACCGGUUCCUGGCCCGUCGCACCAACUCCCGCUUCAACAAGGUCGUCCUGAAACGCCUCUUCAUGAGCCGCACCAACCGCCCGCCGCUCGCCCUCUCCCGCAUGAUCCGCAAGAUGAAGCUCCCGGGGCGGGAUAACAAGACGGCCGUGGUGGUGGGAACCGUCACCGACGACAUCCGCAUCCACGACAUCCCCAAGCUGAAGGUCUGUGCUCUGCGGGUCACCAAAGGAGCCCGCAGUCGCAUCCUGAAGGCAGGGGGUCAGAUCAUGACCUUUGACCAGCUGGCCAUGGCAGCCCCCAAAGGACAGGGCACCGUGCUGCUCUCGGGGCCCAGGAAGGGACGGCAGGUGUACCGGCACUUCGGCAAGGCCCCCGGCACCCCCCACAGUCACACCAAGCCCUACGUGCGCUCCAAGGGGCGGAAGUUCGAGCGGGCCCGGGGCCGCCGCGCCAGCCGGGGCUACAAGAACUAACGGCGCCGGCCUGCGCCUGCCUGUGUCCAAUAAAUGGGUCAGAACCGGG